Messenger RNA from Vitrella brassicaformis, 4775 nucleotides. Lineage: Eukaryota; Vitrellaceae. The record is from the annotation of a GenBank genome assembly.
CACAAACAUCCACUCACACCCACACACACACUCACACACACACACAGACGAAGAGGCGACAGACAGACAGACAGACAGACAGGGAGACAGAAAGACAGACAGACAGACAGACAGCAAGAGAGAGAGCAGACAGCCAACCAAGAAAGUAAGCAACCAGGGGGUACACUUAAAAAACAGCCGGACAAGAGCCGAGUAUACAUAACAUGCACACCAGCCGGACAAGAGCCGACUCUUCUAGCCCGUCAGGGCGUCGGCACAUCCACCGACGGCUUGGCCUCCUCGGCGGCCGACUCGGCCUCGGCCUCGGUAGCAGGUGCGGGUGGCGGAGCAGGCGAGGCCUCGUCUUGGGCAGGGGCGGGGGAGCUGUCGUCUUGGGCGGGGGCGGGGGCAGCGCCGUUGGGGAAGAUGGGGCGCAGGCGGUGGUGGUCGCGGGGGAAAGGGGUGCGGCGCUGGGGCGGCUUGCCCGUCAGACCGUACUUACGGUUCACCUGACAGGACAGGCGACACGCAUGUCCAAUGCAGACACUGUCUGUCUGUCUGCUGUCUGUCUGCGUGUUGGUGGGGUGCAGUGCAUGUCAUGUCACCAGUCAGUGCCUGUGCACACCAUACCUGCUCCAUCUCUUCGUCGAGCUCGAGGAGGUCCCCCUCCAUGUCAGCGUACACCUGGAUGGAUUGCAUGGAUGGAUGGCCGACAGAGAGGCAGACAAUGGAUGGAUGGAUGAUUCGAUCCCUCCCUCCCUCAGUGUUUCUUGUGCUCACCUCUUUGUACUGGAGGUGGGUGUCAAUUAUCUCCUUUGCGAGCGAUACGUUGGCCCGCUUCCCACACAACUCGUAGCUGCACCGGUCGGGGUGGUACCUACACCCACACCACCCACACCACACAACAGACGCCACAAAGUCCACAAGCCCAUGGAUCCACCUUGCCCCGUCUAAACCCGUCCCUCCCUCCUUUGCAGCCGUACGUACGUCAUUUUGAAGAUGCCGGACGUCUGGGCCACCUCCCUCUCAGACAGCCGCCCCUUGUUGUGGUAGUGCAUACGCCUGGACGGCCUCUCGCCACCACCACCAUCUUCACCACCAGCAGCACCGUAGGGAGGCGAGCCGUCAUCGUCUCGCGGGCGGUGCGGGUUGAUCCACAUGAAGUCAUCCUUGGUGAGGGUCACGUGCUCGCUCACGAACUCAAAAGCCGCUCUGGCGCGCCCCAGGGUGUCUUGGGAGCGGCCGAAUAUCCUGACCUUCGCCAUGCCGUCAACCGAGUUCAACACGCGAAUGUCAACCUGACAACAGCGACAAUAUGUGUGUGUGCAUGUGUGUGAUAGAACCGACCGAUCUCGCCCACCCACCCACCCACCUUGAAGUCGCUUUCGAUCUGCUUGAUGUGCUGUCCGUCUUUGCCGAUGUGCAAACCGACCAUGCUCUCGGGCACCUCGAACUCGAGCUGCUGGCUCUCCUCGUACUUGGUGCGGUGGGCCUCGAGGGCCUUGAGCUGCAGCGCCGGGCUGUGCUUGUGCUCCUGGAUGUGUGCCGGGUGGUUCUUUUGUCUGUUGUUGUACUGGUAGACCGCCUCAGUGGUCUCCUUGCCGUCGGCGGUCUUCUGGGGCCGUCGCGCUUUGCUGGCCUUGGGUGACGCCUCACUGGCCGGCGCAGAUGGGACGGAUGCGGCUGAGGGUGGCGGGGCAGCACUGAGAGGCUUCGGUGAGGACUCCGACGGGCCCGACUUGUCCUCGUGAGAUGAAGUCUUCUUGUCGUAGGAGCUGGCGGCCUUCUUGCCCUUCUUGCCCCGGGUCACCACAACCCACCAGUCAUCGGACGCCGCGGGCCUCUCCUCAGGCUUGGCCUCCUCCUCCUUGCCCUCUGCCACCAGUGGCGCCGGAGAGACCUCUGCUGGUGCAGCGUCCUCAGCAGCAGCAGCCGUGUUAGACGUCGGCACGUCCACUGGCGGGUUGGCCUCCUCGGCGGCCGGCUCGGCCUCGGCCUCGGUAGCAGGUGCGGGUGGGGGAGCAGGCGAGGCCUCGUCCUGGGCAGGGGCGGGGGAGGGGGAGGCACCGUCGUUGGUGGGCGAUUCUGAGCUGGGCUUGGUCUUCCUCUUCUUCUUGUUCUUCCGCUUCUUCUUCUUGCCCGCGCCCCCCUCUUGCUGGCUGCCCUGCACGUCCUCCUCGGCCUUCUCGUCAGUCUCCUCGCCUCCCUCCUUGGUGCCGUCGGUAGCAGCCGCACCAUCACCCUCAGUAAUCUUGCCCUCGCCGCCUGGGCCAUCCUCCUUGGACUCCUCGGUGCCCCCGUUCAUACCGGUCUCCUCGACACGGGGCGACGCCUCCUCCUUCUCGACGACCGGCUCAGGGGCAGCCUGGGCCUCGACCUCGCCCUCGAGGGAAGCAGCGGGCUCGCGGGCCUGGUCGGCAGCAGCGACUUCUGCUGGCGCUGGUGCGGCUGCUGCAGCUGCUGGUGCAGGGGCGUCGUCAGCGUCGCCAGCGUCUCCGGGGGCUGGGGUCUCUUGCUGUCCAGCUGCCGCUUCGGCCGCCUUGCGGGCUUUCUUCUUGGCCCGGCGCCUCGCCGACUUGGACAGCGUCGAAGUGGCAGCUGCCGCAGCGGCAGGGGCAGCGGGGGAUUCGCCGCCCUCGUCAUUCUCGCCCACUCCAGCCUCUCCCUCACGCUCUCCCUCGCCCUCUCCCUCCUGCUGGUUUCCCCCCGUCUCGGCAGCCGACUCCUCCCGGGGGGCACACGACUCAGCCGCAGUGGCGUCGACAGCCUCGGGCACGGGUGGGGGCUGGGUGUCAGCAGCCUCUGUGGGGGUCGGUUCUGUGUCGGUACCGUCCUGGGAUGGUGCAGCCGGUGGGCUGGCAGCAGGUCGGUUUGUGGCUCCAUCGUCGGCGGGGGGAACUAUCCACGAUGAUGGGCGCCGCGACUUGUUGUUGCUGUGGUUGUUUGCGGGGGAUACCGACGACCCGACAGAGCGACCUGCAGUGCAGCAAGGAAGACACAUCACAUGCACACAUGGAUGGAUGGAUGUGCAGGUCAGGUCGUUCGGUCAAAAGCCUGCUCACCUUGAGUACUAGCAGACGCGCGCUGCUGGGGUGGCACCGAUCGCAUGGUGUUACCUUCAGAGCGGGCGCACUCGCGGGCCAGGGCGGCCUCCACAACACCGUUCCCACCAUCAGCAUCACCACCUCCCCGUCCGCGGUCUCGCCCUAUUCUCCGGCCGCGCCCGCCGACAGGCCCAGUGCUCGAGGUGCCCCCAGUGACCGCCACACGCGCACGAGUUGAGCACACACCCCCAAACACGUCGACCUGACAAUACCCAGACAGGCACAAGAUACCACACACGACAUGAGACGGACUGACAUGCCCACCAUCCUCCCUCCCUCCCAUCCAUCCAUCCAUCCGCUCCUCUCACUCACCUCGUCAAAUUGAUCCACGGGGGCUUUCACGUCCACAGGCGGGGUGGGGGCGUUGGAGGCCGAGGCCGCGUUGGCGCUCUGGCCGCUGCCCUUCUGCAGCAGCUGCAUCGACCUUCCCUCCGACAUCGUCUCAGACGACGCAGCCGGGCUGGGCUCGGGUGACCUCGCCGGCGGCACGCGCACCUCGGGCGGUGUCGUCGUCAGCUCCUGCUUGGGGGGCUGCUGUGGCUGCUGCUGCUGCUCAUCGAUGUGAGCAGCCAUGGCGGACACGAGCACCGCUGCACACAUUCCGACAGCAGAUGCACAAGGCCCCGUUUCGUACACACAUGUGUUUGUCUAUGUCCGUGUGUGUGUCUAUCUUCCGUACACACCUUCUGUGAUGCCGUGAAGUCGGAGUAUGAAGCCCAGGAACCAGCGGAAUGGGCCGCCUGUUGUGAAUUUCUUGAACUCGGCUACGACAUGGGCCACUGCAUGCGUACAUCCCGACAGCAGAUAGUGACAACCGCACAUACGCCUCAUCGAUCCACCACGCCCCUUCCAUGUCAUGUGCGUACCAUCCGUCGCCAGUAGGGUGUCCAGAUCGCCGUCGUCCGUGCUUGCCGCAUGGCAGGGGUCCGUCUUAGAAGCCGCUGCACACAACACACAACACACAGACACACACACACACACACACAAAACACACAACACACACGUGUGUGCAGAUCCCCACGUGUGUGCAUGUGCUCCCUCCCUCUCACCCGUCGAGUAGUAGGCAGCGAAUGCCCGUGUGUGCGCCAUGCCGGGAAGGAAGGCCGCGCCGGAGAACAUCUGAAGCGGCCCGCACAGACGAAACAUCAGAGAGAGGCCGCAAAGGGAUAGGCCGCCUACUUACUGAUGCCUUGUGUGUCGCAGGGAAUCGAAGAGGGACCUGAAGCACACACAGGCAGACAACCCGACCAUCACAUACGCAGAGACACCAGACAACACGCAGUGGACACCCACUGGCAGAUCCAUCCAUCGAAAUGGACCCUCUCUCCCUGACGUCGCCCGCCCUCUCUGUCCAGCACCCCAUCCUGCCUCCCCGCUGACUUUCAACGCGCCUCUCACGCCCAUGUGACGCUUCCCUCUCACGGCCAGCCCCACCAUCCAUCCCAGGACUGAGCUGCCCCUCCUGACCUACACUCCCUGUCUGUGCCGUACCUCACCGUGGUGGGUGCACGUGGGCGAGAGGGAGGUAGAGGGAGGGGGAACCGAACCGACGAACAGUCCGAGAGGCCACGAGGCGGGGAUCAGCCGCUGCAGGCUCGACAAGACUAACGGGCUACACAGGCCGACAGGCCGUCACAGGCGGUCACGGGCCGUCGCACAGGCCGUCUGCCUCUGCCGGGAGGAGGGUCUUCC